Molecule: messenger RNA, 1146 nt
Organism: Morchella importuna
Lineage: Eukaryota; Fungi; Ascomycota; Pezizomycetes; Pezizales; Morchellaceae
Exons: 4
Coding region: 1-1146 (381 amino acids)
Cellular component (GO): nucleus
Molecular function (GO): ubiquitin protein ligase activity
Source: RefSeq, a predicted model, not a curated record
AUGUCGCACUCAAAACGGAACACUUCGCUCGCAUUCUUCACCUCCUACGAACGCUCCCUUCUCAAAGGCGACUACGGCAAGCAGCGAACCCGCCUCACCCGCGACUCCUUCAAGCCGCUCGACGCCUGCAACCUGUGUCUGCAGCGGUGCCGCGACCCCGUCUCGUGCGACCACGGCGACCUCUUCUGCCGCGAGUGCGCCGUCGAGAACCUGCUCAGCCAGCACAAGGAGAUUAAGCGCAUGCAGGCCGAGCUCGACCGGCGCAUCAAGGAGGAGGAGGAGGAGCGGGAGCGUGGUGAUGAGGAGGCAAAGGAGCGCGCGGUGAAGGACUUUGAGCUGCUGCAGAUGGGGCUCGAGAUCCGGACACGCAGUGAGCGCGAGCUGAAUCCAAGGGCGAUCUUUGGGAUGGGGCCGCCGAAGGUUGUGGGGAGGGAGGGCGGGAAGAUCAUUCUGGAGGAGCAUGAAGGUGAUGAGGAGGCCGCUGAGGCGGGGGCGGAGGAGGAGGGGAAAAGGGGGAAGAAGAGGAAGUUUGAGCUCGAUGAAGAGGAGCUCAUGCGGCUUGCCAGGGAAGAAAGGCAGAAGGCCAAGAUCCAUAUCAAUAAUGAGAAGUCAGUAGCCUCAAUUCAAAAACUCCCAUCAUUCUGGGUCCCCAGUCUCACGCCCUCCGUCGCCGCCUCCGACGUGCCCAAAAAGCCACUAAAGCUCAACCCCGUCUGCCCCGCCUCCGAAAAGAACAAGAUCCACAACUACAAUCUCAAAACGCUGAUCACUGUCCAAUUCGCCGAAGAGAAGGACGAGCGGACCAAGCACGGAGACCCCCAACGGGUCUGUCCCAGCUGCAAGAAGGGUCUCAACAACGCCACAAAGGCCAUGCUUGCCAAACCCUGCGGCCACGUCCUCUGCAAACCCUGCGCCGACAAGUUCCUCUGCCCGCAGAACGACGACCCGCAUGACACCUCUGCAAAGGUUGUGACCUGCUAUGUCUGUGACGAAGUGCUGUCAGAGGUGGUAGGGAAGAAGGCGAAAAAAUCAAAGAAGAGCGGGGUGAAGCCCGGGCUGGUGCUCAUACAGAGCGACGGGACAGGCUUCUCGGCGGGUGGAGGUAAUGUCACGACGGAGAAGGAGGGCAUUGCGUUUCAAUGUUAG